UCAUAUUUGAACAAAUGUUUGUCAUCAUUACUUUCAAUUACCUGGUCUAGUUGGUUCUGGAAUUAAAUCUUUCGUCGAUUCAUCGUCAUUCAUACCUGACAACUUGGGCUUAUAAAAAGAGAAGAGUUGACGAAUUUAGACAUAACUCUAUUUGGUAGCAAAGUGAACACAACGUCAACAAUAACAAUUUCCCGCGAAGAUGUCAUUGACAGUAAAAGCCUAUUUGGUAAAGAAAGGAGAGGAAAAGAGAGAAAUACGUAGAUUUGCUGUGCCUGCUGAUGUUUCAAGCAGCUUCAGCUAUCUUCAGAAGAAAGUGGCGGAUAUUUAUCCUACCCUAAAGCAAGGAAAUUUUAAUCUAUAUUGGACUGAUCCGGAAGGUGACCAGAUUGCCUUUUCUACAGAUGAUGAACUAACAGAGGCUCUGGGUUUCGUAGACGAUGGAGUGUUUAGGAUAAAAAUCAAAGAAACAAAGAAAGAGAAAGAGAGUUGUGAUGAUGAACAGAAGGAGAAAGUGAUCCAUCCUAGAAUAGUGUGUGAUGGGUGCGAGGGACCAGUGGUGGGUAACAGAUUUAAGUGUGCCAUCUGUCCAGACUAUGAUCUGUGUGAAACAUGUGAGAAAAAGGGCCUACAUCAGGAACAUGAUAUGAUGAAAAUAACAACACCAGGUCAAGGACUCUUUGGAGCUUUUGGAGGUCCAUCAUUUGGAGGAGGACCUUGUGGACCUUUUGGAGGCCCUCCUUGUGGACCCCCUCCACCAUUUGGUACAACAGGAAAUCAUGGAGGAUUUGUUCCUCCACCACACUUUCGUCGUUGGAUGCAGAGAUUUAUGAAACGCUGGCAGAAGAACCAACAAGGAUGUGGUGACCAGAAUGAGUCUCCAAUGGAAGAAGAUCCUAAACAAGGAGAGGCAAAUGAAGAAGAUGGACAAGCUGAUGAUUAUCUUCGUAAUGUUGGAGAAAGUGUCCAGGCAAUGCUUGAUCCUUUCGGAAUAGAUGUUGAAAUUGAUGUUGAACACCAUGGGCAGAGAAAAAGAUGUGGACGUGGGGCUGGUAGAGGGCGCUGUGGACGAGGUGGUGGUUGGUCAAGACCACAAAGCUGCCCAGGACGUCAAGGACAGUUUCCUGGACAAUUUCCUGGACAGUUUCCAGGGUGUCCAUUUGGAUUUGGUGGACCAGCACCUCAACAGUCAAAAGAUAAAAAAAGUGAAACAAAGAAAGAUGAUGUUCCAAUGAAAGAGUCUGAGCCUGCCAAGGAGGUUCCAAUGAACACUGAGGGAAACAAAGAGGCAUCUCUUAAGGACUCAACAAAGAAGCCAAAUGAGGCAGAAGAUUGGACUAUUUUGACAGAAGCCACUGAAUCAAGUGGACCCAAACCAGGACCUUCAGAAGUGCCUGAACCUUCUGUUCCAAGUACAACCAGUCUCUACCCUUCUUUAGAUCCUAAGAUAAGAGAGGCUUUGGAUACCAUGAUGGGCAUGGGAUUUCAUAACGAAGGAGGCUGGUUGACCUCUCUCCUGAACGAGAAGGAGGGAGACAUUGGGAAAGCUCUAGAUUCCAUUCAGCAGAGACGUAACAGGACCACUGAUGGUGGAUACAUGGCCUGAGAUUCAAAUACAAUCAUGUGGUUUUGGGACUAAUAAUUGGAUGCUUUGUUAUUGAUAUACAUAUACAAAUCUAAUGACAUUUUUGUAGUUUUAAUUAAUAUUA
Messenger RNA from Mytilus trossulus (common blue mussel), 1706 nucleotides. RefSeq names its product sequestosome-1-like. Gene Ontology annotation, biological process: mitophagy; aggrephagy; endosome organization. Gene Ontology annotation, molecular function: K63-linked polyubiquitin modification-dependent protein binding; protein kinase C binding; zinc ion binding. The transcript has 7 exons. Gene Ontology annotation, cellular component: aggresome; amphisome. Lineage: Eukaryota; Metazoa; Mollusca; Bivalvia; Mytilida; Mytilidae. The record is from RefSeq and is a predicted model, not a curated record. The coding region runs from base 200 to 1603 and encodes 467 amino acids.